Molecule: messenger RNA, 2514 nt
Organism: Clarias gariepinus (North African catfish)
Lineage: Eukaryota; Metazoa; Chordata; Actinopteri; Siluriformes; Clariidae
Gene: fgf11a
Product: fibroblast growth factor 11a
Exons: 6
Coding region: 1208-1951 (247 amino acids)
Biological process (GO): positive regulation of protein phosphorylation; positive regulation of gene expression; fibroblast growth factor receptor signaling pathway
Cellular component (GO): cytoplasm
Molecular function (GO): growth factor activity; fibroblast growth factor receptor binding
Source: RefSeq, a predicted model, not a curated record
UGAGAAAGAGGGAUGGAGCGAGAGAAGCAUGCUUUCAGUGUUGGCUCGUUAAUACAGGCAAGACGGGAAGAGACAGGAGAGAGUACACACACACCCACACACACACACAGACACACACACACAUACACAUACAGUCACAUAUUGUCAGAGUUGCCACAUAAUCAGGAACCACGAAGGGAACUGGACCAGAACUGACACAAUUGGAUCUUUGGAACAAGGUUUCUUUCUCAGGACUUCAGCAGGACCGAUGCUUGGCGAUGACUGACAUGUAAAGCCGUUCACAAAUGUCACAGUGUGGGUGAAGGACACAGGACUGUCUGCUCCUCUGUGCUCACUGCACACCAUCCUUCCUCUCUCCCUCUCUCUCUCUCUCAUUCAUUCUCCGCUCUUUCCCUCGUUCCUGAAUGUCACCUCUGCAUGGGGGAGCCUGUGGAAUUUACAAACCGUUUCCCAAAGGCCAGACAUGGAGCGAACGCUGAGGGGGCUGAAAGAGGACAGAAUCAGUCUUCCGUUCAAUUCCUUUCAUUCUCAUUUCUCUUCUCGGCAUCCCUUACUCUGGACGUGAGCUUCUGCCAUUGACUGGACAUGGUUUUGAUUUCUUUCAUUUUAAUAUAUCUUGAAAAAUAAUUUAUUUGUUUUUGAAAUUGUGUCCAUUUUUUAAUUAAAUUCCACUGUGGAUUGCCGUGUUUGUAGGUUUUUUUCUCCCGGAACCUUUUUAUACAUUGCAAUUUUCAUUUUUGGAUCUGGCUAGUGCAACGAUCACCGCUGUGAGAUACUGAUAACAUCUGGAGUCGAUGUAAGCUGAAGUAUCUACCUGAGCUUUCUCUGUGUGUGUAUGUGGAGCCGGGAUUACCAGACAGGUCAAUCUGCACAGGACAGCAGACAGAAGGCACGUACAGGACAGUGCUAGACAGAAGCAUGCUUUGUCUGUGCUUAGCUUUUUCAACAGCAACAUGACUCUGAUAAUAACUCACUGUCACACUAGAGGUCCGACAUUGCCAUAUUAGAGUGACUUCUGAAACACGAAACCAGCAACCCACCCAAGAACUUUGGCAUCAAUAACAGCAUACAACCUUAAAAGACUUUUUUUAAUUUGUUUUUUGGGCUGUGUUCUGUUGCCCGUCUCUGUCCAUCAUCCUGGGUGGUUGGGAAGCUUGGCGGCUCAGUGACGCCCUCCGUGCCCCUCGGGUGAGCAGGGCACAGCAAGAUGGCCGCCCUCGCCAGCUCGCUGAUCCGACAGCGCAGGGAAGUGAAGGAUCAUCAGGCCAACCGGCAGAUCUCCAACAAGCGCAAACCCUGCCCCAAAAGCAACAAGUCUUUGUGUCAAAAACAGAUUCUCAUCCUCAUCUCCAAAGUGCGACUAUGCGGCAGUCGAGGGAGAAAACUGGAGAAGAGACCAGAGCCUCAGCUAAAAGGCAUUGUCACACGUCUUUACUGCCGGCAUGGAUUCUACCUCCAGAUGUUACCAGAUGGCACCAUGGACGGCACAAAGGACGAAAACAGCUCCUUUUUGUUGUUCAACUUGAUUCCUGUGGGUCUGCGAAUAGUUGCUAUCCAGAGCACGAAGACAGGCCUCUACGUUGCCAUGAACAGUGAGGGCUACCUCUACACUUCUGAACAUUUCACACCAGAAUGUAAGUUCAAAGAGUGCGUGUUUGAAAACUACUACGUGACAUACUCGUCCAUCUUGUACCGGCAGACGCAAUCUGGACGAGCCUGGUACAUCGGCAUCAACCGUGAUGGACAGGUCAUGAAAGGCAACCGUGUGAAAAAGACAAAAGGAGCUGCACACUUCCUGCCAAAACUCAUUGAAGUGGCCAUGUACAGGGAACCUUCACUGCAUGACAUCGGUGAACAGAGCCCACCACGGAAAACAGCCAAAACUUCAGACUGUCCUGUCAACAACGAUGAAAAGAAUGACCCUUUGCCUCCUAAAACUAGCGCCUCCUAGCAACCAGAAGAUGUAAGACUGGAGCAUAUGCCAAUACACAAAGGAAAAUGGCAUGGGCAUGAUACAGUACAAACAGUCAGUGCAGUCCUACUAUUAAUGCCAUCACCCAUGAUGCAGGGGCUCAAUGAACCCUGCCUGAUGGGCUUCUCUGUUCUUGUUACCGCCUUCCUGGGAAUUUUUUGAGCAAUAAGAACCCUGAGAUACUCAGGGUGUAUGCUUUAAGAGGAAAAUGAGCUGUGACACCAUUCAAUCACUAUUAUUAUGAGUAUUAUUUAUUUAAUUUUUUUGCUUUUGUCUGUGCCACAAUCAGUUUCAAACACCAUCUUAUAACACUGGAAGAUCCUGACAUUUGGCCACACUUUUUGGAAGGAUCUGUUCGUGUUGUUUGUGAGCAUUCUGUGCAAUUCACCUCUUGUAUCUCUAAGCUGAGUGUAAUCUCCUCCUUGCCUCCUCUGCUGUUUGAUUAGUUUGUGACAUAGAGUCAAUUUUCCACUCCACAGCACAGGAAAAACCCAGCAUGUACUCCAGGGUACUAUUAAAACACCUGCAUGCCACACACACAC